AUGAACCGUCUUGCUACUCUUGUGCUGUUAGGUCUGUCGGUUUGCUCUGCUUAUCCUGUGAAUGGGGACGGAAAAGAAGAGGACGCAAACAUGGAUCUUGCCCAGCGAUACCUGGAGAAUUACUACAAUCUCACAAAAAAGGUGGAGAGUAUUUAUAGAAGAAAGGACAUUAGUCCUAUUGAUAACAAAAUCCGAGAAAUGCAGAAGUUCCUUGGCUUGGAGGUGACAGGCAAGCUGGACUCCAACACCCUGGAGAUGAUACGCAAGCCCAGGUGUGGCGUUCCUGACGUUGGUCACUUCACUACCUUCCCUGGCACCCCCAAGUGGAGCAAAACUCACCUCACUUACAGGAUUGUGAAUUACACACCGGAUUUGCCAAGAGAGGCAGUUGAUGCCGCCAUUGAGAAAGCGCUGGGAGUGUGGAAGGAGGUGACUCCACUCACGUUCUCCAGGAUGCAGGAGGGAGAGGCUGACAUCAUGAUCUCUUUUGCAGUUGGAGAACAUGGAGACUUUUAUCCUUUCGAUGGACCAGGAGCCACCUUGGCUCAUGCUUACCCACCUGGGUCCGGGAUUCAUGGAGACGUGCAUUUUGAUGAUGAUGAAAAAUGGACAGAGAAGGCAGCAGGGACCAAUUUAUUCUUUGUUGCUGCUCAUGAGCUUGGUCACGCCCUGGGUCUCAUGCAUUCAGCCAACCCUGAGGCGUUGAUGUACCCAGUCUACAGAUCCUUCAAGGACCUGGCCGGCUUCCGCCUCUCUCAAGAUGAUGUGGAUGGAAUCCAGUUCCUCUAUGGAGCUCCAACUACCCCCAAAACUAACUACGUGACACCCACAGAACCUGUCCCCCCAAGAUCUAAGACACCAGCUAAAUGUGAUCCAGCUUUGUCCUUCGAUGCCGUCAGCACUCUCAGAGGAGAAAUCCUGUUCUUUAAAGACAGGUACUUUUGGCGAAGAUCCCACUGGAGUCCUGAGCCUGGACUGCAUUUGAUUUCCUCAUUUUGGCCAUCUUUGCCUUCAAAUUUGGAUGCUGCCUAUGAAGUCAGCAGCAAGGACACUGUUUUUGUUUUUAAAGGAAAUAAGUUCUGGGCCGUCAGAGGAAACGAAGUGCAAGCUGGUUACCCAAGAAACAUUCACACCCUGGGUUUCCCUGCAACCAUUAGGAAAGUUGAUGCCGCCAUUUCUAAUAAGGAACAAAAGAAAACAUACUUCUUUGUAGAGGACAAAUAUUGGAGAUUUGAUGAAAAGACCCAGACUAUGGAGCGAGGUUUCCCCAGACGGAUAGAGGAUGACUUUCCUGGAGUUGAGCCAAAGGUUGAUGCUGUACUAGAAGCAUUUGGGUUUUUAUACUUCUUCAGUGGAUCCUCACAGUAUGAGUUUGACCCAAAUGCCAAGAGGGUAACUCACAUAUUUAAGAGUAACAGCUGGCUGCUUUGUUAG
Ochotona curzoniae (black-lipped pika) is the source of this 1434-nucleotide messenger RNA. RefSeq names its product matrix metallopeptidase 10 (gene MMP10). Lineage: Eukaryota; Metazoa; Chordata; Mammalia; Lagomorpha; Ochotonidae. The transcript has 10 exons. The record is from RefSeq and is a predicted model, not a curated record. Gene Ontology annotation, cellular component: extracellular matrix. The coding region runs from base 1 to 1434 and encodes 477 amino acids. Gene Ontology annotation, molecular function: zinc ion binding; metalloendopeptidase activity. Gene Ontology annotation, biological process: collagen catabolic process; extracellular matrix organization; proteolysis.